Manis pentadactyla (Chinese pangolin) is the source of this 2797-nucleotide messenger RNA. It is a transcript of the gene FBXW5, whose product is annotated as F-box and WD repeat domain containing 5. The record is from RefSeq and is a predicted model, not a curated record. NCBI's taxonomy places the organism in Eukaryota, Metazoa, Chordata, Mammalia, Pholidota, Manidae. The transcript has 9 exons. Gene Ontology annotation, molecular function: protein binding. Gene Ontology annotation, biological process: protein ubiquitination. The coding region runs from base 287 to 2296 and encodes 669 amino acids. Gene Ontology annotation, cellular component: SCF ubiquitin ligase complex; Cul4-RING E3 ubiquitin ligase complex.
CUCGGGGCUCGUAGCGUCGGCCUGGCGGUCUCCAUCGUAGAGACGCAGCGGCCGGAGUGGCGGGGGCGGAAGCGGGUCCGCGGGCCAAGCCGGGGCGCCGGGGAGGGGGCAGUGCAGCCGGGCAGAGGCGGCCGCGGUGAGUGCGCCCGGCCCAGGGAAGCGUCGUCACCGGUCCCCGAUCCCCGGCCCGGUCCCCAGGUCUAAGGCCCUGGACCCCUGGACCUCGAAUCCCGAGGCCCCCUGGAUCCGAGACCCCGGCCCCCGGCUCCAGCCGCACCCUCGGCCAAUGAAUGAGUCGCCGACACUGUCCGCGCCGGGGCUCAGAGGCAGAGCGAGACCCCGCCCCUGGCAGCCCCUCGGAAGGGAGGUGGGAGGGGGCGCCGGGCGCUCCGCCCCCGCCCCGCCCCCAGCUCGCCCGCUGAGCGCCCGGCAGGGCUUCCCUGAGCCACAGGGCAGAGGCCAAGGGCCAGCUGGUGUCUCUGGCGGCGUCUGGGGCCCACGGGCCGGUCCUCUUCCCGCUGGCCCCAGGCCUCCUCUAGGACCUCUGUCCCUUGACAGCUCUGAGACCUUAGGGCCGCAAGGGCCGUCUGGGCAGGAUGUCACGAUGGAGGAGGGGGGCACGCCCCUGCUCCCCGACAGCCUCGUCUACCAGAUCUUCCUGAGCUUGGGCCCCACGGACGUGCUGGCCGCCGGGCUGGUAUGCCGCCAAUGGCAGGCAGUGUCCCGGGAUGAGUUCCUGUGGAGGGAGCAGUUCUACCGCUACUACCAGGUGGCUCGAGAUGUGCCCCGACACCCAGCGGCCACAUCCUGGUAUGAGGAGUUCCAGCGGCUGUACGACACGGUGCCCUGCGUGGAGGUGCAGACGCUCAGGGAGCACACGGACCAGGUCCUGCACCUCAGCUUCUCCCACUCGGGGUACCAGUUUGCUUCCUGCUCCAAGGACUGCACGGUGAAGAUCUGGAACAACGACCUGACCAUCGCGCUCCUGCACAGCGCAGACAUGCGGCCCUACAACUGGAGCUACACCCAGUUCUCCCAGUUCAACCAGGACGACUCGCUGCUGCUGGCAUCGGGGGUGUUCCUGGGGCCCCACAACUCCUCUUCGGGCGAGAUCGCGGUCAUCAGCCUAGACAAUUUUGCCCUGCUAUCCCGAGUGCGCAACAAGCCCUAUGAUGUGUUUGGCUGCUGGCUCACGGAGACCAGCCUGAUCUCGGGGAACCUGCACCGCAUCGGGGACAUCACGUCCUGCUCAGUGCUCUGGCUCAACAACGCUUUCCAGGACGUGGAGUCGGAGAACGUUAAUGUGGUGAAGCGGCUCUUCAAGAUCCAAAACCUCAAUGCCAGCACCAUCCGCACUGUGAUGGUGGCUGACUGCAGCCGCUUUGACAGCCCUGACCUGCUGCUGGAUGCGGGGGCACCCCCGGGCCGCAUCUUUGACCUGGGAGGCGACAGCGAGGACGAGGAGUCCGGCCCGGCCCCGGUCCGUGCCAAGGAGGGCUUGCGGAGCUUCCUGGACGGGUUUCUGGACGGGCGGGCGCAGCCCCAGCUGUCAGAGCGUGCACUGGAGACCAAGGUGGCCGAGCUGCUGGCGCGGGGCCGCACCAAGCCCCCCGAGCGCAGCGCGGCUGACGAGCGGAACAAGCUCCUUCUCUUCACCACGGGCUGCCUCACUUACUCGCCACACCAGAUCGGCAUCAAGCAUAUCCUGCCCCACCAGAUGACCACAGCUGGGCCUGUACUGGGCGAGGGACGGGGCUCAGACGCCUUCUUUGAUGCCCUGGACCACGUCAUCGACGUGCACGGACACAUCAUUGGCAUGGGCCUCUCCCCUGACAACAGGUACCUGUAUGUGAACAGCCGAGCCUGGCCCAGUGGCUCCGUGGUGGCCGACCCCAUGCAGCCGCCACCCAUCGCAGAGGAGAUCGACCUGCUGGUGUUUGACCUGAAGACCAUGCGGGAGGUAAAGCGGGCUCUGCGUGCCCAUCGUGCCUACACGCCCAACGACGAAUGCUUCUUCAUCUUCCUGGACGUCAGCCGGGACUUCGUGGCCAGUGGGGCUGAGGACCGGCAUGGCUACAUCUGGGACCGUCACUACAACAUCUGCCUGGCUAAGCUGCGGCAUCAGGAUGUGGUCAACUCAGUGGUCUUCAGCCCCCAGGAGCAGGAGCUCCUGCUGACAGCCAGCGAUGAUGCCACCAUCAAAGCCUGGCGCUCGCCUCGCACGGUGCGCGUCCACCAAGCCCCUCGUCCACGCCCGCGCCCCUUCUUCUCCUGGUUUGCCAACCAGCGGCGCUGAGGGACUCUGGCUGACAGAAGCGUCCUCGAUGUCCUCGAGCUGCUGGGGACCUACUGAGGAUGCCAUGGAGGCCUCUGGGCCUCCCAGGGUCGAGCCACCACCCAGACCACACGGGGGGCCAUCGUGGCAGUCGGGCGGGCACACCUUAGGAAGGAGGUCCGGCAGUACUGCAGGAGGGGACAGUCUGACCCCCACCACACUUGUUCACACACACGCACAGCGCUGGGCGGCUUCCUGGCUGGCUUGGGGUGCACAGCAAGCUGGGGGCCCUGCUCUUCACCUACCCCCUUCUCCCCAGCCUGGGCCCUUGGACAGUCAGCAAGAUGCAUUCCCCUUGGCAGGCCCUGUGGGCCCUGGGCAGUGUUCCUGGGUCCAGCCUUGUCCUGAUAGCUCAUUGUGCAUAAGUAAGGUCUGUGGCGCAAUUCUGUCUGCCAUGGGCCCGGGCGAACUGCAUGUCACUUGUCACCUGCUCAGGGCCUGAAUAAAUAGUUGGCAAUAGCA